CGAACCCAGUGUAUUUUGCUCACCCAAGUCGUCGGACGGGUAAUCUGCCAGCGAUUGAAAUUUGGUCGAAAAUAAGGUUGAAAAUACGUUUCAAAAUGUCCGAAUUGUGUCGCAGCGUGAAGUUAAAGUGUUCAGAAAGGGAGUUUUCCUAAAUUUGUUCCCCGAUUGUGGAGUAAUACGCGAGAAAAGGUGUUUUUUUGGUAGGCUGCUCUGAGGAAAGAAAAAUCAUUGAAUCCCCCACGAGUAAAGAGAUGGUGCAGUGUGUGGAUCGAAGAGAGAGUGUUCAAGAAUAAGCAAACGAAGGAAAAAAGCACCAUAACUAGAGAUACGAGACGACGACGACGAGCAGCGAUUGUUUUUUGCCACACGAAGAAUCAUCGUAAGCACCAUUUUGCCCAUCGAAAAAAAAAAAAUUGCUGCUAAAAGAAAAUGCAAAAUUGCAAGUGAUAAGCCUGCCGCGAUGCGAGAGCUUGACAACAAGCGAUGAGUGCUGUUUUUUUUUAACACAAUGCGAUAAAAUUUAAUAUUCGCCUGCUUAUUUCGGGGUUUUGGUAAAUCGUGUGGCGCACCGAUCGCAGUCGGCCAGUGUGAAGAUAAAAAGUAUAAAGUAGGCUGACAGUCGUGUCUUGUGUGGAGGGCGGAUGAUGGAAAAAAUGUGAUGUGAAACGAAGAAGGAGCGCCAUUACGAUGUCUGGGAUUUCUCGGUGGCGUAUUGAGAGAAGCGCAGACGUAGAUUUUCCUACUUGGUUAUCAGCCGACCGUGUGAUUGUCCAAAUUCCAGGUCCAAAGCUCUUUCAAGCUCUUUCAAAACAAGAGCGUGUGAUGAAACAAUAGAUAUCGAUUGCAGCAAUAAUACGAGAAGAGAACCAAACAUCUGUUGCAAAAGCAGCAAAAACACAAUGAGAAACAACCCCGACGAGUGUUGAUUUAGUGACAAAAAAAAAGUUAAAUAGAAGUGCCCCAAACACUUGUGUGCCGUGUGCUUAGAAGAGUGCAAAGUACCGUUAUUCAAAGUUCCGAAAACAACAAAGUGGCAUUUCUGCUUGCUGUGUUCAAACGGGGGCCUAUCGGUAAACAGGUUGUUUUUGUUACGAAUGUGCAAAUAAUACGCGGCGGCAGCGAAACUGGAAGAACACAACAGCUCGAGACAAUAACAACAUUUCGCGCGCCUCGGGAGAAAGCGGUUCGCUUUAGUCGUCUACUGGACUAACGAUCCGGAAAAGCACACCGUCAGUACAGGAAAAGCGCUGCAAUCUAUUGCAUUGUUUGAGGGAGAAAAAAAUCCGACAAAAGUACGUCGCUUCGUACUUCAAUGUGAAGAUUGUAAAAUUAUGUGGAUAUUAUUGUAAUGGUGAAUGGUUCAAUUGUACAGAAGAGAAAAAAGAAGUUAAUUAUCGAUUAAGUAAUCCAGUUGGUGCUACAACAGUACGGUGCUGAACAGUGGAGCAAGAUGGUAAUGAUGUUCAACUACGAUUACUGGGCGAACCCGGAGGAGCACGCCGACAUAACGUUCUUUCUGCCAAACGGUGUGCUCAUCAUACUGAAUUAUUCAAUUUACACAACACUGCAGGAUCUUAAGGCGGAUGUCUGGGAAGAGGCCGAGCGCUACCCACUGUACUGUCACCUCGGUGACAAGUCGAUGUACUUCUUCAGUACGAUAUCGAGCGCCAACAACAACAGCUACGAGCUGAACGAUGAGUCCAAACGGCUGAUCGACAUCCAGCCUGUGUUCAACAUGUUCCGCUUCGUGGAGAAGCAGGUUUCCGUGAACAACAAGCUCAUCAACAACAUCACCAAUCUGCUGGGGAAAACCCUGUCGGAAAAGACCCUGAAAAAUCCGGAGGUCAACGACUUUCGCACCAAAAUGAGCUACCUGUGCGAGGACAUUGCCAACAAGCGCGCCAACAUGAAUCGGAUGCAGCGGAUAGCCUAUCAGUAUCCUCCCAAGUUGGUCAGCUGUGAGCACAUACCGGAGGUGGUGAAGAAACGCAUGAUCAACGGUGGGGACUUUUGCGUGGUGGCCAGAUGUUCCGAUAUUGCUGUCACCGUAAAGAUUCCCUGCAAAGCAACGCCGAACGAAGUGAUAAAGCGCAUUUUGGAUAAGAAGCAAAUCCUGGCGAAUACGCGAAAUGAGAACAGUUCGGAGUUUAUAUUGAAGGUUUGUGGCCGGGAGGAAUAUCUGUUCGGUGAUCACCCGAUUAUCAACUUCCAGUACGUUCAGGAUUCGUUGUCCCGCGAAGAAACGCCAACAUUUGUUCCCAAGUUACUUCGCAAUGUGGAUAUUUUCGAAGAUAAUAUUUACGAAAUCCCGGAGGAUAUAACCCAAAGGACAAACAGUACCGGCAGUAGGCAACCUGCGCACACUUUGCGGAAGGUGAAAUACGUUCCUAGCUGGGAUACGGAAGGCACAUUCAUGUGCAUGGUGAAAGAAAUCAACGCCCUGAACUGUGACUCGAAUCGCAAUGUGGAGGUUGGCAUCACGCUCGGGUUGUUUCACGGAGGAAAAUCUCUUUGUAAACCGAUGAAAACGGAAUUGGUGGCGCUAAAUGGAGGUCGUGCGGUGUGGAAUGAAACGAUAGUUUUCGAUAUUGAUGUAAAAAAUGUUCCUAGGAUGGCGCGGUUAUGUUUAGUAAUUUAUGAACUGGUCAGGACGGCGAAGGGUUCCGGCGUGAGGGCCCGCCGCACCAAGGAUGGGUUUAUGAAUCCCAUCGCUUGGGUGAACACCAUGCUGUACGAUUACAAAAGUCAGCUCAAAUCCGGCCCGGUAACGUUGUACACGUGGACCUAUGCGGAAGAUUUGCAAUCGGAGGACGUGCUGCAUCCACUCGGUACAGUGGAACCGAACCCGCGACGGGACGAAUGUUCCUCGAUAAUUUUAAGUUUUCACAGCUACUACAAUGAACACAAGAUCGUGGUGUAUCCUUCGGAGGAGCAGCUGCUGGACCAUGCCAGCAAGAUGCGAAAGAUCAAUAGGCAUUUAAACCGUGACAGUGCGGAGGAGGUGCGACCUAUCAAGGAGAUUCUGCUGCCGUACAUGCACAACGAUAAGCUGAACGAUAUGCACGAACAGGAUCGUAAUGCGAUUUGGGCGAAGCGGAGAGAGUGCAUGACGCUGGAACCGGACGGGUUGCCGUGUUUGCUCUACUGCGUGGAGUGGAACGACAGGAAUGAGGUAGCAGAAAUUGUGUCCCUGCUGCAAGAGUGGCCCAUCCUUCCGGUGGAGCGUGCCCUCGAGCUGCUCGACUACGCCUACGCCGACCAGUACGUCCGGCGCUAUGCCGUCAAGUGUCUGCGCACCAUCCAAGACGACGAACUACUCCUCUACCUGCUGCAGCUGGUGCAAGCCAUGAAGCACGAAUCCUACAUCUACAGCGAUCUGGUAGAUUUCCUCCUGCAGCGAUCCCUCAACAACCAGCACAUUGGGCACUUCUUCUUCUGGCAUUUACGAUCGGAAAUCCUGGUUCCCUCGGUCCAAGUGCGGUUCAGCCUUAUCCUCGAAGCAUACUUGAAGGGCAGUCAGGAGCAUAUAUCGAUACUGCUGAAGCAAAUGCAGUGUUUGCGGAAGCUCCAGCAUGGGUCCGAGUUGGUCAAGAAAGGCAACAAGGAAAAGGGGAAAUCUCUGCUGAUGGACUACCUUCAGGACAAACCCGUCGGCGAUGCGUUGUCCGACGUAAUAAGUCCGCUUAAUCCUAGCUUUCGCUGUAAGACCGUUCGCAAAGAAAAGUGCAAAGUGAUGGAUUCCAAGAUGCGACCCCUAUGGAUUGUGUACCAAAAUUCCGAUAGCAAUGGCGACGAUAUUAACAUGAUUUUCAAAAACGGCGAUGAUCUCCGGCAGGACAUGCUGACGCUACAAAUGCUUCGAAUUAUGGAUCGAAUAUGGAAAAGUCACGGGUAUGAUUUCCGAAUGAAUCCCUACAGUUGCAUAAGCACCGACCGGCGGUUAGGCAUCAUCGAGGUGGUGCUCAAUGCGGAAACCAUUGCCAACAUCCAGAAGGAACGAGGGAUGUUCUCGGCCACUUCGCCGUUCAAGAAGGGAUCGCUUCUGACGUGGCUCAAGGAACACAACACCACGGAGGAAAUGCUAGCGAAAGCAAUACAGGAAUUCACGCUCAGCUGUGCCGGGUACUGUGUGGCAACUUACGUGCUGGGGGUGGCCGAUCGGCAUUCCGAUAAUAUCAUGGUGAAAAAGACUGGUCAGCUGUUCCACAUCGACUUCGGUCACAUAUUGGGCCAUUUCAAGGAGAAGUUCGGUUUUAGGCGCGAGCGAGUUCCGUUCGUGUUAACGCACGACUUUGUGUAUGUGAUCAACAAUGGACGGACCGAUCGGGAAGCUAAGGAGUUUCGACAGUUCCAGCAUCUUUGCGAAGAGGCAUUCCUAAUCCUACGAAAGCACGGAUGUCUAAUCCUGUCACUGUUCGCCAUGAUGAUCUCGACCGGUUUGCCGGAGCUGUCAUCGGAGAAGGAUCUCAACUAUCUGCGGGAAACUUUGGUACUGGAUCUGCCAGAGGAGGACGCCCGCACCCACUUCAAGUCCAAAUUCAGCGAAGCCCUGGCCAACUCGUGGAAAACGUCCCUCAACUGGGCCUCGCACAAUUUCUCCAAGAACAACAAACAGUGACAGUUGCGGUACAAUCUCACCAUGUAAAAUCCAAGCAGUACGGUGUAGGUUCUAGGAGCGGAUCGACCGUUUCCGGGGGAACCAUCAACCGUUGCGCUUUUCCGGAAAGGAUUGCGCUUGUCAUAGUACCUAUGUUAUGUGGAGUGCAGAUGCUAAUAAAACCAUGCAACCUCAGUA
Molecule: messenger RNA, 4795 nt
Organism: Aedes aegypti (yellow fever mosquito)
Lineage: Eukaryota; Metazoa; Arthropoda; Insecta; Diptera; Culicidae
Gene: Pi3K92E
Product: phosphatidylinositol 4,5-bisphosphate 3-kinase catalytic subunit beta isoform
Exons: 6
Coding region: 1451-4618 (1055 amino acids)
Biological process (GO): phosphatidylinositol-mediated signaling; cell migration; phosphatidylinositol 3-kinase/protein kinase B signal transduction
Cellular component (GO): plasma membrane; cytoplasm; phosphatidylinositol 3-kinase complex
Molecular function (GO): 1-phosphatidylinositol-3-kinase activity; 1-phosphatidylinositol-4-phosphate 3-kinase activity
Source: RefSeq, a predicted model, not a curated record